CUUGCGAUGUUUGUCGUGUAAUAUUCGAAUUCGGUCAGCACGAGCGUAGUGUAGAUGCCCUGCAUAGUGCCGCGUACGUUAACAAGGAUCUCUUUCGGAUUUGCAUCAGUUAAUGGACUACGGCCUUUAGACUGACUAACAAGCUGCUUGCUAGUCUGAUAGAAGAUUUACAAAAUGCAAAAUUGGAACCAAUGGCCGUUGUCAACUGGUGUUACGGCUCCAUUGUCGCAGCCACCAAUUGGCUACGUUACACCAGCAACUGGCGCAGAUACCACGACCAUGAUGCAGAAUUAUAUGCAAUAUUAUAAUCAACCAACGCCUACUGGAUAUACACCGGAACAAUGGGCAAUGGCACAACAGCAAGGUUGGGCUCAAUGGCAACAAUGGAAUCAACAGUAUCAACAAUGGCAAACGCAAUAUGGCGAUAAGUAUCAGGAGAUGAAGCAUGUACCAGUGCAGAAUAUGAAUUUGCCGGGUCAGAUGCAAGUAACAUCAAGUGUGCCACCACCGCCUCUUCCUAAAGAGGAUACCCGACCUCCUUUACCUCCUACAACAAAUACAUAUCAGUUUACGAAUAUGCCACCUCCACACCAGAACAAUCUUCCAUUAUUCCCUGCAAAAGAAUCUGCUGAUAAGAUAACGUCACAAGCAAAUAUAACAAAUCCACCACUACCUACAAGCCAACCACCCUUACCACCUGAAAUCAAUAGGGAAAAUAUUACAGCUGAAAAAUCCAGUAGUAAUGUAAUUAGUGAUUCCAAAAGUGCUAAAAAAUUAAUCUCUGAAGAGGAAUUGACUGAAGCUGAGAAAACAUUCGAUGUACAGUUCAAACAGUGGGAACAACAAUUUAAUACAUGGAAGCAACAAAACGCCAAUCAUCCAGACAAGACUCAGUAUAAACAAUACGAAGCAAAAUGGACUUCAUGGCGUGAGAAGCUGCUCGAACGACGAGAACAGAUGCGUAAAAAACGCGAACAACAGAAACAGGCUGCUGCGAAAGCAGAAGUCGAAAAAAAUAAAAAUGUAUCUGGGGACGAUAAAAUACUAAACAUCUUAUCGAACACUGAAAAUCAAGGAUUAAUCAAUAAUCUAUUGGGUAUUGGGAAAACUUUGGGUCUUACAGGGAAGCAAAAUAUUUCUGCAUCUUUAGUGCCCCCACCGCCACCGCCACCAAUGCCAGAAACCACAAGUUCUAGUAAUCAACCUGUCACACAAAGAAUACAUAAACUUCCAUCACAACUAAAUAUGAUUGGACCUGCAGUACCGAAUUGGUCCAAUUCGCAACAAUGGGGAAAUCAACAAUAUAAUCCUAGAAUAGAAGCACCGACGUAUGGUCUCGGAAUAUCGACAAUGCCUCCGAUGCUCUCAAUGUCGGAUAUUGGGCCAUCUCAAAUCUCGUCAAAUUUUGCACAACCACAGCUGAAUAUGCCAAAUAAUGUUAUACCAAAUUUUUCGCAACCUCCACCAAAUUUUUCUAAUAAUGAUCGAACGCAAUUACCAAAUGUAAAAGCACCAGGUCUAGCAAACACAAAUGAUUGUCCUCCGUUUGGUUCAGCUGAUUCUUCAAGCAUGGACAAGCGUUUUAUGCAUCCAAAUGAUCGAUUAUCUCAUAGUUUUGACGGACAGCCCAACUUCAAAAGAGGUGAUCAUGAACGUUUUGGACGAGAUAAUAUUAAUCCAAAUUUGCACGAACAAGAAUUCAGACCUUCUACUGAUAAUUUUGAUGAAGCCGAAGCGCAACAUUUUAGAAGAGGUGAAAAAAAUUACAAUGAUUUUGGGAAUAAUCAAUUAAACUCGCAGAAUAAUUUUAAUUCAGGUAAUGAUCGGUUUGGGCCAACAAAAGAUCAUUUUGCGUCAGGAAAUAAUCGUUUUAGCGAAAAUAAUAGAUUUGGAUCGAUGGGAGGUGAUAGGUUUACAUCAGAAGGUGAUCAAUUCGAACCAAACAAAGAUCGUCCUGGUCCAAGUGAUCGGUUUAACAAUGAAUGGUUUAGACCGGAGGACGAUCGAUUCAGACCUGGAAAUGAUCGGAUCGGGAUGGAUAAAGAUCACCGUGGACCUGGAAAUGAUCGAUUUCCAGAUAAUGAGCGAUUUGGAUCAGAUCGGUUUGCACCAGGUGGAGAACAAUUUGUUUCUGGAACUAAUCGUUUCUUUUCUGGUAAUGAUCGAUUUGGGUCUAAUAACGAGAAUUUUCGACCGAAUGAUAGAUUUGAUAGAGGUAAUUUCGAUUCGAACGAUUCAUCUGAUAAUAGACGAGACAGUUUCGGUACUAAUACCCGGAGUUUCAUUAGAAAUUCAUCAUUCAAUCCGUCAAACGAACUAUCGCCAGAACUGAAGAAACUCAUGGAAAAGCGAAAAGCAGCAGGAGACGUAUUUAGACCCAGUUUUAUCGAUUCCGACAAGUCCACUGGUAUUGGUUCUCUUAGCGAGAGUUUUAAAAAAAUUGCCGGUCACUCACUCUUUAAAAGUUCCUUUGAUUUUCAGAAAAAUUCAGCGAAUCGUAGUGAAGCAGCGAGUAGCGGAUUAUCAAGCUUUCAAUCACAUUCUUCUGAUUUGGGUCAAAUUUCUACUUCAUUAUAUGGAUCACGAAGUCACUUUUUCAGUCACGAACCUCCUUUUAAAGGACGUCCAGAUAGCUUUGCUAAACAUAAUCCUAUAGAUUACAAUGAACGAGGAAAGAAUAUGGAAAUCAAAUCGCAUCCCAAUCAAUUCCAACUAACAAAUACUGAACCACAAGAUGUUAAACGUUCUGAAAAUAUUGAAACUAUUGAUGUUGAGUCAUCGCUGCAAACUGAUAAUGUUACAGAUGCAAAAGAUAUGGAAGCAACGCAAGUGAAUGAGGCUGAUAAUUCUAUUGAGCAAAAUAACAUCGUUUCUUCUGACAACUUAAAGGAUGAUAAUGGAGAAAAAAAUAAAAUUAUUAACGAUGAUAAUUCUUUGCAACAGGAUAACAAGAAACAAGAUAAUAAAAUCCAAAGCAACAUCGAAAGUACAAAUAACUCUAAUAAUGAUGUCAAGAAGCCUGAAAGUUUGCCCUUCAUGGGUGAAAAUGACGUACCACCAGUAGAUUUGAACAUUGAACCACCACCGGAAUUACCCAAUUUGUGUCCCAUUUCUACGGACUCCAAUCAAAAUAUACCAUCGAAUUUAAACAAAGAUUUUAAUAGAAAGAGACCAGCUGAUAAUCAAUUCGAUUUACGUUUUAAUAACAGCUUUGGCUCCAAAAGAAUGGAAUUUAAUUCUUGUAUGCCAUUUACACCUCGGGGACCUCCAAUGUUUAGUCCCGGAUGUUCUCGCGCAUUUUUAACUGAUCCUUCAAGUCCAUUCUUAUCGCAAGGUUCUAUGGGUCCACGAGGUCCCAAAGAUGGCCAAUUUGGGCUUAAUGUCUUAAGUGAAAAUCGUUUCAGUCCUAGAAGAUCUAAUGAUGAGCAAUGUGGUGAUCAAGAUUGUAAUGACGAGUUAUCUGAACCAAAUAGUGAGAAAUUUAAUCCACGUGGUUCUGUAGAUGAGUUAUUUAAUCAAUUUGGACCUCGAGCGCUCAUAAACAUGAAGUUCGGCCCGAGAGGACCCAUGGAUCGUCAGAUUGGAUCAAGGGGAAUUGAUUUACCGUUUUCUUUGCGAAAUCCUAGCCCAUUUGGACCUAGAGGCAACAAUAUGCAAUUUAGUUCUAGAAGAGUUAAUGAUCGUUUAGAUUCUCGAACAACGUCCGAAAGACCAUUUGGACUGCGAGGGCCCAAUGAUGGAUCAUUUGGUCCUAGAGGGCCCAAUGAAGGAUCAUUUGGUCCUAGAGGGCCCAGUAAUACAUUUUUUGGUACUAGAUGUUCUUCCGAUUCGCAGUCCAGUUUUAUGGGGUCUAAUAAGUUUGGUAAAGCAAAUGAAGCAUCAUUUGAUAAGAGACCUUUUGAUAAUAGUGGAUCAUUUAACUUUUCUGAUGAAAAAGCUAUUGAUUUUCAGACAUCUAAUGAAGAUCUGACUAGUCCUCGCGGUUCUAAUGAAUCUGUUCCACUUGGUUCUUGCGAUUCAAAUGAUGCUGUACUUCAACAUAACCCGAGGAAUGAGAGCCGAUUUGAAUCUCGAGAUUGUAAUAGUGGAUCCUUUGGGUCAUCAGACUUUAAAGCAAAAGAUCCGAUGAAUGAUUCAACUAAUUCAAAUUUUCCACCUCCGAGCGAUUCUUUACUUAAUCGCGGCGAUAAUUUGCAUAGAAAUUCUUACAUUAGAAAAGAACAGUUUGAAGAUAAUAUUUUUGUUAAAAAAGCCAGAUAUGAAAGCCCGAAACCGACUGAUGAAUUUAAUAGGAAUUGUCCUGAUAGAAAUAUCGAAAUGCAGAAAGAAAAUAAUAGUGAAUAUAUCGGACAUAUACCUGAUCUUAAUAAAAAAGAGACUGUAUCUUGUCCAGGAUAUGGACCUAGUGAUUGGAAGGAUAAGUUUGGCAAAGUUCAGAGGCCCGGUGCAGAGCAUAAUAUUGAUAAGAACAUUUCAAGUACAUUUGACGAGAAAUCAAGAUCAGAAAGAACUAUGAUUGAACCGAAAGUGGGUGAUUGUAAAACUCAAUACAGUGAAUCUACAACUACAUCCGAAUUUCAAUCAAAAUAUGCCCCUAAUUUAUUGAUGAGGAGACCAAAGAAUGAUGAAGAAUUUUGUGUGCAGAAGCAGUUUAAUUAUAAUCACGGCGAAGAUAAAAAAAUUGUUGAAUCACUUCACUUCACACCGACAAAGAUUAUUGAUUACGGGCAUAUGUCUCGUGCUUCGAUUAUGGAUCAGCAACUGUCGUCAGUCCAGAGCUUUGAUUACGGUCACGGAAAUCUAAAGCCCGAUCUGCAGCAACAUCAUUAUCCAAAGACAGAUUUUAGGAAUUGGGUGGAGGACGAGCAGAAUCUGCAAGAAUAUGAUGACAAGAUGAACUACUACGAAAAUACAAAGGGAAAAUAUGCUGGAAAAACGAGGAACUACAAAAAUACAAUGAAUUUUGACGUGUGCAAAUUAGUGGACUAUAAUAAUCGAAAGGAACAUGAUUGGCAAUCGAAUAAUGAUAAAAAAAUUGAUGAGGAAAAGAAAGAGAAUGUUGACUAUAAAGAGAGAGGACAUAAUUCCGAAUCAGAAUUUCGAAGUUUCGAACGAAUUGAUAAUGACCAGAGCGACCAAUAUCAAAGUGAUAAAAACGUUUAUAAAGAUACAGAACGAAUUCAAGAGAUACGUGACAGUUCCCGAAAGGAAAUAAAUAAAGAUAAUGACAAAGAUGAUAAUAGAUUGAAAGGAAAUGUUAAUUGGCAGGAGAAUGCAAACAAAAACGUCGUAGAUACAAAACUACAAGAAACCAGUCUUCCUCCAGAUACAAAGAAAAAUGUUGCGGAAUCAACUACGAAAACCCUGGAAUUGGCAAAAAUGCCAAAUUUUACGAUGGUCGAUGACUUAUUGUGUCCGCCAGGUCGCCAGAACAGACCACCAAAAAUAGCUAUCAUCCUCAGAGGACCACCCGGUAGCGGCAAGUCUUUUGUGGCUAAACUUAUUAAGGAUAAAGAAGUCGAGCAAGGUGGUUCUGCGCCGAGAAUAUUGAGUUUAGAUGAUUAUUUUCUUGUCGAAAAGGAAAUAGAGAUUAAGGAUGAUAAUGGAAAGAAAGUUAUAGUUAAGGAAAUGGUAUAUGAAUACGAAGAGGCUAUGGAACAGAGUUAUGUGACAUCUCUUAUUAAAGCUUUUAAGAAAAAUAUAACCGAUGGAUUCUUCAAUUUUAUCAUAUUAGACUGCAUUAACGAGAAGAUUUCGGAUUACGAAGAGAUGUGGAGUUUCGGCAAGACAAAAGGUUUUAAAGUGUAUGUAUGCGAAAUGGAGAUGGAUCUACAGAUAUGUUUGAAGAGAAAUGUUCACAACCGUACCGAGGAUGAAAUUAAUCGGAUAAUAGAUUACUUUGAACCUACACCCAGUUAUCAUCAGAAGCUAGAUGUAAAUUCGAUGUUGCAAGAGCAAGCAAUAGAAGAGGUGGAUAUGGAAGAUAGUCAACAGACGCAUGAGAAAUCUGCUACGCAAACUGAAGAUAGUCAAGAUAGCCAGGAAGAUAUUCAGGAUGCAAUUGGUGUUAGUAAAUGGGAGAGAAUGGAAGCUGAAGAUAAGCUGGAUCGAUUGGAUGGUUUGGCAAAGAAGAAAAACGAAACAAAACCGCAAACUAUGGAAGAUUUCCUACAAGUUCCCGAUUAUUACAAUAUGGAAGAUACUUCUGGUAAAAAACGAGUACGUUGGGCUGAUCUAGAAGAACGUAAAGAGCAGGAAAAAAUGCGUGCUGUUGGAUUUGUUGUUGGACAUACUAAUUGGGAUCGAAUGAUGGACCCUACAAAAGGUGGAAGCGCUUUAACACGCACAAAGUUUUUCUCGCUUUCAUAAGAUGAUACCAAUAAUUUAACGUGAGCAUUAAAAAUGAAGUACAGCA
Cyphomyrmex costatus is the source of this 6415-nucleotide messenger RNA. RefSeq lists its product as uncharacterized. NCBI's taxonomy places the organism in Eukaryota, Metazoa, Arthropoda, Insecta, Hymenoptera, Formicidae. Gene Ontology annotation, cellular component: nucleus. The record is from RefSeq and is a predicted model, not a curated record. Bases 175 to 6369 code for a protein of 2064 amino acids. The transcript has 16 exons. Gene Ontology annotation, biological process: regulation of telomere maintenance.